This is a messenger RNA of Cydia pomonella (codling moth), 2333 nucleotides long. Its product is annotated as putative ATPase N2B. Lineage: Eukaryota; Metazoa; Arthropoda; Insecta; Lepidoptera; Tortricidae. Bases 254 to 1645 code for a protein of 463 amino acids. The transcript has 7 exons. The record is from RefSeq and is a predicted model, not a curated record. Gene Ontology annotation, molecular function: ATP hydrolysis activity; ATP binding. Gene Ontology annotation, cellular component: cytoplasm; mitochondrion.
AUUUGUCACUUAUUUUCUUGUUCUGUCCAUUCAGUUCAUUCGAUUUUAUAAAUAAAAAAGAAGAAUAUAGCAUGCUCUUAGGUUCAUUUUAAGUAUCGAAUUAAUUUCGUCAUUGAACAUAGCAAUAAGCAAUGAUAUUUUAUUAGUAGUCUUGUGUGAUCACAAUGUCAUGGUCGUGCACGGUGAUUCAGCUAUGCAAUAACUCUCGCAACUUAUAUAAUGUGAUAGAGACUUCCUCAUACCGCUCGAGCAGAUGACGAUGGCGAUGUUCAAGAGUCAGUCUAUUUUAGUUUCUGCCAUAAAGCAUCACUGGAAGCAUUGUAGUCAAUGCCUGUGGUUGUCGACGGAGCCACAAGCACAAACCGCUAGCGGAGAAGGCCCCUUGAGCGUGUACGAGGCUCGAGUCGCCAGCGGCUCGCUGAGUAAAGAUGAACACCAGGAAACUGUGGUGCGGCACUUACAGCAACUGUAUCAAGAUGUUACCUCCUUCCAAGGGCCUGCGCUUCAAAUGCAAACAUCCCUAUUCAAUUUCUUUAAAAAGAAGGAACCAAACAAAAUAAUCGCACCUCAAGGCCUGUACAUAUAUGGGAGCGUCGGUGGAGGCAAGACCAUGCUCAUGGAUUUGUUCUAUGAAACUGUGCCUAUAGAAUCCAAACUCCGCGUGCACUUCAACUCGUUCAUGCUCAACGUGCACGCUCGCAUCCACGAACUGAAGAUCAAGUCGGGGCGCGGCGCCAGCGCGUUCCGUGAUGGCUCCCACUAUGAUCCCAUCCCGCCGCUCGCAGCGGAUAUUACUCAGGAAUCAUGGCUGAUAUGCUUCGAUGAGUUCCAGGUUACGGAUAUAGGUGACGCCAUGAUACUGAAGCGUCUCUUCACGCAACUGUUCGACAACGGUUGCGUCGUCGUGGCGACUAGUAACCGUCGCCCCGACGACUUGUACAAGAACGGGUUGCAAAGGAGCAACUUCCUGCCGUUUAUUCCGGUGCUUAAAGCGCAUUGUCAAGUGUUGCAGCUGGAUUCUGGAAUCGACUAUAGGCUGAGAGGCUCUGGAUCGAAGUACAGCAAAUAUUUUAUAAAUAGCGAACUGACGCCUGAAAGCAACGCUGUAGAUAAUUUAUUCAAAUUCCUGAUCUCCAAGGAAACGGACACCGUCAGGCCGAGAGUGAUUAACAUUAUGGGCAGGAACGUGAAGUUCGCCAAGUCUUGCGGUGGCGUGUUAGAUUCUACGUUUGAAGAGCUUUGUGACAGGCCAAUAGGCGCCAGCGACUACCUGGUGCUGUCGAAGACCUUCCACACGGUGUUCGUGCGGCGGCUGCCGCAGCUGUCGCUGGCGCGGCACCGCUCGCAGCUGCGCCGUUUCAUCACGCUCAUAGACACGCUCUAUGAUAAUAGAGUUAGGGUAGUGAUCGCGGCGGACGUGGAGCCAGCUGAGCUGAUCGCGCGCGAGGUGUCAUCCGUGGAGGAGCUCGGCGACGCCGACCGCGCGCUCAUGGACGAUCUCAAGAUCUCCAAGGACUCGGAGGACGCCCGGGCGGCCAUCUUCACGGGCGAGGAGGAGAUGUUCGCGGUGGACCGCUGCCUCUCGCGGCUGAUGGAGAUGCAGACCGACGACUACUGGGACAAGUGGGGCUCCCACCUCGGCUAGCGGCCCACCUGGGGGCCUAGCCAACAUCACAAUCGUACAUCGAUAAAGGAAGAUAAAAAAUGUAUCGCGAUGACAGAUUCGCGUGACUAUUUCCAUAUAUUAAGUUUCAAUUGGUGUUUUCUGUCAAUGAUGGUCAUCUUGGCUAGGCCCCCGGGGUUUUGGGUGCGGAAAUGAUUUCGUGUGUUUAUUCUGACAUACAGCCUGGUGACAGACGGAUAGACGGACGGACAGCGGAUUCUUAGUAAUACCCUAAAAAACAUAGGCAACCUAACUGAUUCAUACAUAGUGUAAAUUUAGUCAUGCAAUAAUUUACGGGGUGAAUAUAUAGGUCAUACUGAGCAUACCGAGAAAUUGUCUGUUUCAUACAUUUUGGCUGUCUGACCUUGACAUUUUGUAUGGGCGAGUCAAUUAUUUUUUCGCAAUUUCGGGGUUGGUCCCAUAGUACAAGUUGCUCAGUAUAACUUUUAGUAUGGGACCAUACACGGCGUUACAAUAUAAUUUGCAGGUAAAUUAUGGCAGGUGACUAAAUAAAAACCCUAUAUAAUUAAAAAUAAGUAGUGAGGUCCCAAUGCGCUUAGAAAUGUUCAAAUAAUUUCAGUGUUUACUUCUUACCUAUUUCUUGGCCAGUUUGAAAUAUUCUCGCACCCAAUUAUAAAUUUUCAUUGUUUCCAAAAAAUAUGGUGCUAGG